AUGAGACAUUUCUACGAGAUGUAUGUCACUGCCGGUGAAAACUGGCUCCAGAGCUCAGUGAUGGUCAACAUUCGGAAUUCCUCCAAAGGAAAGAAGAUCGGCAAGUAUGUGUGGAAAAAAUGGCAAGUACUGGCCGACGAGCAUGGGGAAGACAUCGCCAAUGGCAUCGCAGAGAAUAAGAAAAAGACCCCGCGGGAGUUCGAGCUGUUCAAGGUCUUCGACUCGAAAGAAGAGUUGAGGGAGGAUGAAGAGGAGUUCGACUUCAAUCUUGGCUUCGAGAUGCA
Molecule: messenger RNA, 284 nt
Organism: Symbiodinium sp. CCMP2456
Lineage: Eukaryota; Dinophyceae; Suessiales; Symbiodiniaceae
Source: the annotation of a GenBank genome assembly